This is a messenger RNA of Drosophila nasuta, 652 nucleotides long. Its product is annotated as C-type lectin 37Db-like. NCBI's taxonomy places the organism in Eukaryota, Metazoa, Arthropoda, Insecta, Diptera, Drosophilidae. The transcript is spliced from 2 exons. Bases 10 to 492 code for a protein of 160 amino acids. The record is from RefSeq and is a predicted model, not a curated record.
ACAUUCAAAAUGAGUCCGAAACUAGUUUUCCUUUUCUUCUGCCUUCAAUUGUGUCAUCUGUCCAUGUCGAUGGAAAUACCACAAACUUAUACUCAAUUGAGCGAUUCUUCCAAAUGUGUCGCCUCAUGUGGCAAGUUCAAUCUCCAAAUUGGCAAGAAACUUUAUUACGUUGAGUCCAAGGAGAAGGUCAAUUGGUAUAAUGCAGUCAACAACUGCCGUAAGAUGGGCGGAUACUUGUUGAACAUUGAGAGCAGUACAGAAAUGGAUUUGUUUGCUGCUUUAUAUCCAUCGGACAGGCUCUGGACAUCCUCAAACAGUCUGUCAAAAACUUUUCUAUCCAUCACGACUGGAGAGCCGAUGCCCUACAAUAGAUGGAAGGAGGGAUAUUUGGACCGUGAUAAUUUGUGUGUGGAAAUGACCAAGGGAUUCCUGAGUGCGGAAAAUUGUGAAAAUUUGAAGUACUAUGUGUGCCAAGCACACAUACUUUAUUGAUGAAUUACAAUUAGUUAAUUCACAAAGUUACCAGACAAAUAAAUCGAACGAAAAACAAUAUACAAUUUAACUUAUUCUCAAUAUUUUUAAUAGUCAUAUUCUUGAGUACAUAACACUAUUAAACCUUCUUCAAAUUCCACGACGAGCCCGAUCUGAAAAU